Molecule: messenger RNA, 1085 nt
Organism: Daktulosphaira vitifoliae (grape phylloxera)
Lineage: Eukaryota; Metazoa; Arthropoda; Insecta; Hemiptera; Phylloxeridae
Product: rab-like protein 3
Exons: 5
Coding region: 179-955 (258 amino acids)
Biological process (GO): intracellular protein transport
Cellular component (GO): endomembrane system
Molecular function (GO): GTPase activity; GTP binding
Source: RefSeq, a predicted model, not a curated record
AUGAAAACUUGUUAACAACUCUGAAUAUCGUGUAUUUUAUAUAAAUUUUUAUUUGUAAUCCGCAUAGUUUAACUAUUAAAAUAUCUUUCUUUAUAAAACUUUACAAAUAUUAUGUAUUUUUGUUAAAAUUUUGUAUUUUAAACUAUUAAAAUACUCGUUUUAUAAUAAUAAGUUCGUAAUGGAGAUUUCUAUGGCGUCCACUGAUAGUGUUAAAGUGAUAGUUGUUGGAGAUUCUGGUGUUGGAAAAACAUGUCUUGUAAAUCUCAUCUGUAAUAAUGUAGUUGUAAAAAAUCCUAAAUGGACAGUAGGAGUCACUGUUGAAUUAAAACUUUAUAAGUACAUGGAAGGUACUCAUAGACAAAGAAAUUGUUUUAUUGAAAUGUGGGAUAUUGGUGGUAGUUCAAACCACAAAAAUACUAGACAUAUUUUUUACAAUUCUAUACAAGGAAUAAUACUUGUAUAUGAUCUUACUAAUCUAAAAUCAAGUGAAAAUCUUCAUAAGUGGAUGAAAGAUAUUUUAAACAAGGAUAAUAAUUGUAAAUAUAAAUUUACAGACAGCUUUGAUAUGGAACAAAUGAUUGGAUCUAAUAGAGUUCCAAUUUUAGUAUGUGGCACAAAAUUAGAUAUGGCUCCAGAGCGGGGUAAAAAAUCACCUUCUACUGUUGCUGCUGAAUAUGCUGCUGAUGAAAUACUUUUGAAUUCUCAUGAUCCAAAAUUAUUAGAAAACAGUUCUCUUACAACUUCCAAAUUGAAUAAUUUUUUUGAUAGAGUAAUACAAUCAAAGUAUCCAAUUAGUAAUUCUAGUCCCUUUAAUCAAGGACUUUAUUCAAGACAACAUCAACAUUUAUCUCCAAGAAUGCCAGUAUAUCCAUCAACUAGGCAAAUUAUUUAUGAUGACUUGCCAAUAUUAAAUAAAAAUACUUUUUUCCAGCAUAAAAUUAUUCAUAAGGAUUAAAUAUUAAUAAUUUUUUUUUUAAUAAGUAAAUACUUAAUUAUUUUAAUGGAAAAAAUUGUUAUUAGAUGAGUUAAUUUUAAAUACUUGUUAAAUAUUUAUAUCAUAAUAUAACAAAAAAUAUGUACAAAUA